AGAGGGAGGGAGGGAGACAAGUUGGUUUCCUCCGUUAAUGAUUUCGCACGCCCCCUCUUACACCUCCCUCCCUCCUCCUCGGCGUCACCUUGCGGCGUUGCGUUGCCUCUCCUCCUCUUCGUCCUCCUCGCCAUCAUCAUCAUCAACAGCAGCAGCAGGAGCAGCUUCGGAGCCACGCUCAUUCCGUUCUGCACCCCUCCCCCCCUGGCUAUGGUGGUUGUUGCCAGCCUUUUCUUCUAGUCGCCGUCGUCAUCGUUGUCGUGGAUGGUCGCUUGUUUCCGCCGGCUUGUCAGGUCAGUGUCCGCGUGGAUACGGAGAUUGUGACCAGCCAGGCAGGCAGGCAGCCAGCAGGGUUAGGCAGGCUUUUGAGGAUCGAGAACCCCCUUGGAGUGGGGUGGGGUGGAUGGGAGGAGCGUCGACGGGGAAUUCGUCACCGAGUGUGUUAUGCUUGUUUUUCGGCGAUCUGGCGGGGAAGUGGGGAUUGGAGUGGAGUUGCGGUCGCGGUGUUAGUGCAGGGUGCCCUACAGUUUCGAGCUUGGAAUGGAUUUCUCUCGUGGGAUUAUAAGAAUCUAGACCUCUUUCUGCGGUUUGCGGUUCGAGCGUGCGACUUCGGUUAAAGAUUUUUUAGCUUGUAUCUGAACAUUCCGUGUACUUUUCAAGGCGUAUGCGCUUCUAGGGAGGCCUGAAAACUGGGUUGCGGAAGAGCAAUAGCGUAUUUGGUCGGUUGAGAGCUAUGUCAACCUGGGAUUCAUGGGGGUUAACGGGUCAGAUGCUAUGGAAGUACAGCGGAGGUAGUGUCUUUGCAGCUUAACCAGGAUACCGCGGCUUCAAGCUGGAACUUUUGCACUGCAAGGGUGUUCAUGCUUGGCAGCUCUAAGGUAGUCGCCAUGAACGGGGAGGCUAAGAAGUUCGUGAGGUUUCGGCCAUUAGAAUCUCAAGUAUCUAUGGGUUCGGAUCCCAAGACGCCACUUCGAUCAUCGUUUAGCGUUGACAGCUCCGGUGUGGCGACAGGGCGACGAGGUUGGCAGCGAAGCUCGAAGGGAUUCUUCAAGCUAGGCCAGUCUUUGAAGUUCAAGAGCUCGUCUCAGGAAUAUGAUGAGGACAUGCCCAAAGAUUUGCAGUGGAAAACCUUGGACCCUUCAAGCCCUUCGUUAUACAAAUGGAACACGUUCUUCCUUGUCUCUUGUUUGGUGGCCAUCUUCGUUGAUCCUCUCUUCUUUUACCUCCCCAAGGUGGACUACAGUAAUAGUUGCAUCAGGAUAUCUAGAGACCUGCAAGCGUCGGUAACUGUCUUCCGAACCAUCUCAGAUUUUUUCUACGUGGUUCAUAUGGUGCUCCGUUUCCGAACGGCGUUUGUUCGACCCUCAACUCGCGUGUUUGGACGUGGGGAACUUGUGACCGAUCCCCGGGAAAUUGCCAUCCGGUAUUUGAAAUUCGAUUUUUGGAUCGACUUUGUUGCAGUGUUGCCAAUUCCUCAGGUUGUUAUUUGGCUCGUGGUUCCACACGUGGAUGGUGUUACUUCGCUGAACAUAAAUACAAAAGAUGCUUUGCGGUACAUUGUGGUGUUUCAGUACGUGCCUCGUAUGUUGCGUAUCUUCCCUCUUCUGUCGAAAAUGAUCAACUCCACUGGCGUGCUUCUGGAGACUGCGUGGGCUGGGGCGGCAUUCAACUUGAUUUUGUACAUGCUCGCAAGCCACAUCCUAGGAGCAACUUGGUACCUGCUAUCCGUGGAGCGGCAAGAUACCUGUUGGACUGAUGUGUGCCUUCGCAAUGCGCCCGACAAGGCUUUGUGUCGCAGAGAAAUUUUUGAUUGCGCCUGGCAAGGCGCGGCAGUGAAUGCUUGGUAUGGAAACUUCACCACUGAUUCGAACGUAUUUUGCAAUUACAUUGCAGUGCCUAUGGGUGCAGACACGUUCAAUUAUGGGAUCUACAACAAUGCCAUAAGCAAUACUAUCUCGUCAAGCGACCUUGCUUUUUCCCAGACCUAUUUCUUCUGCUUGUGGCAGGGCUUGCUAGCUCUUAGUUCGUUGUCCCAGACCUUGAACGUGAGUACAUUUGUAGGGGAAAUCAUCUUUACCAUAAUAAUUAUCAUCGUCGGCUUGUUCCUAUUUGCCUUCUUGAUCGGCAACAUGCAGACAUACUUGCAAUCGUUGACACUUAGGCUGGAGGAAAUGCGAGUGAAACGUCGAGAUACUGAGCAAUGGAUGCGUCAUCGCAAUCUUCCCCAUGAUAUAGUGCAGAGGGUCCGUCGCUAUGAUCAGUACAAGUGGGUGGCCACUCGGGGAGUGGACGAAGAAACGCUUGUGCAGAGUCUCCCCUCUGACUUACGUCGAGACAUCAAACGUCAUCUCUGUUUGCGACUUGUUCGCAAUGUGCCAUUCUGUGAUCAGAUGGACGAGAGUUUGCUCGACGCUAUGUGCGAGCGCCUGAGGCCCGCACUUUGUACCGAGGGCACACACAUCCUCCGAGAGGGCGAUCCAGUCAACGAAAUGUUUUUCGUUAUUCGUGGUGAACUGAAAAGUGAGACUACGAACGGAGGCCGAACUGGAUUUUACAACAAAGCAGUCCUCUCUAGUGGAGAUUUCUGUGGUGAAGAGCUACUCACCUGGGCUUUGGAUCCCAAACCCCAAAGUCAUCUCCCAACCUCCACGUCCAGCGUGAAGGCAUUGAAGGAGGUAGAAGCUUUCUCUUUGUCUUCAGAUGACUUGAAGUUUAUUGCCAGCCAGUUCCGACGACUUCACAGCAAACAACUGCAACACACUUUCAGGUAUUAUUCUAAUCACUGGCGUACAUGGGGAGCCUGCUUCAUCCAAGCGGCGUGGCGAAGAUACCAACGGCGACGGUUGGCGGAGCUUCGUCGCAAAGAGGAGGAUCAAUACUUGUCCCUGCAAGGGGAACCCACAGACAGGAUCAGUCUGGGGGCGACGAUCCUCGCCGGGAGGUUCGCGAAGAAUGCCAUGCGCGGAGUGCAACGGCUUCGAAGCAUGCACGCUGCAGAGCUUGCGCGAAUCUCCAACAUCCCCAAGCCUUCGGAGCCAGACUUUUCCCAAGACAAUUGAACGGCUUGAUUUGCGUAUUGUCACUGUUCUUACAGCACCCGAUUCUGCGUGGCUCUCUGGCUCCACAGGAUCCUCUUCUGCUAGUCCCUUGAACAAAAGCUACACUCGAUCAAUGUCAGUUGUAUCAGGCCUCCGAGAUUGUGUGUGUGGCGAAGGUUUCAUCUCAUCAAUCUUGUGAUUCUCUGAGCUCACGGUUAUGCGUGGAAUUGAAGUCUAGAUGUCGUUUUUCUUUGUGUCCUGCAAGGCUCGUCACUGUUUCUAGUUGGCCAGAAGACCAAGGGAGUUGCCUUGUGUGUACCAAUAGCAAUGCCAGGGAGAGAAUGCUUACUCCGUAUAAACUAGAACAAAGCUUAUCUAGAAAUUGUAUAGGGCUGGCGCCCGCCAUUUUCUUUUAUUACUAUCACCAUCCCCACAGUGCCGGUCCUCGAAGCGAGGCGUGGCAAUUCUUUUGGAGAUUCGCCGA
Messenger RNA from Physcomitrium patens, 3522 nucleotides. NCBI's taxonomy places the organism in Eukaryota, Viridiplantae, Streptophyta, Bryopsida, Funariales, Funariaceae. The record is from RefSeq and is a predicted model, not a curated record.